Molecule: messenger RNA, 831 nt
Organism: Penicillium argentinense
Lineage: Eukaryota; Fungi; Ascomycota; Eurotiomycetes; Eurotiales; Aspergillaceae
Product: ATP-dependent Clp protease proteolytic subunit
Exons: 3
Coding region: 1-831 (276 amino acids)
Biological process (GO): protein quality control for misfolded or incompletely synthesized proteins
Cellular component (GO): endopeptidase Clp complex
Molecular function (GO): ATP-dependent peptidase activity; serine-type endopeptidase activity; ATPase binding
Source: RefSeq, a predicted model, not a curated record
AUGCGCCCGACAACUUCUCUCCCGCGUCUAGGACGCUUCAUUCCUCGCCCCUCAUCUCCGGCUCUCCGACUCGCUGCUGUUUCGCGAUGCUUUUCGUAUUCCGCGCCUUCGCUUGACCGCGCACCUCCGCGGGGCUGGACGCCGACGCCUUUUGUGACGGAGACUGUUGGAGGUGGCUGGCACACUUACGACAUUUUCUCUAGAUUGCUCAAGGAACGAAUCAUCUGUCUGAACGGCGAAGUCGACGAGUCCAUGUCGGCCUCCAUCGUCGCCCAACUCCUCUUCCUGGAAGCCGAUAACCCGCAGAAACCAAUCCACCUGUACAUCAACUCGCCCGGCGGCUCCGUAACAGCAGGUUUGUCCCACCCGCCUUCAAUUGCACCGGAUCGAAACUUACGCAGAUCUCCUCUUUCGUCAGGACUCGCUAUAUAUGAUACUAUGACAUACAUCGCUUCCCCCGUUAGCACGAUUUGCGUUGGCCAAGCUGCCUCUAUGGGCUCAUUGCUGCUUUGCGGUGGUCACCCCGGAAAGAGAUAUUGUCUGCCGCACAGCUCAAUUAUGAUUCACCAGCCUUCUGGUGGGUAUUUUGGACAGGCGACGGAUAUUGCGAUUCAUGCGAAGGAGAUCUUGCGCGUGCGUGAACAGCUUAAUAAGAUCUAUCAGAAUCACUUGACCGGGAAGAAGACGUUGAGUUUGGAGGAGAUUGAGAAACUUAUGGAGAGAGAUUAUUUCAUGGGUGCUUCUGAGGCGUUGGAGCUGGGAAUUGUUGAUGAAAUUCUUGAUCGGAGAGUUAAGAAGGAUGGGGAGGGCGAGGGGAAGAAGGAUGAGUGA